CACGGGGCGGAAGUGCCGAGGGGGCCCGAAAGUUUCCGGACGGGGCCGAAGCCGCGCCGACGGCUUCCGGAGAGAGCCGAGAGGCCCCGAGCGGCGGCGCCCGAGCGCAGUCAUGGCGGCGGCCGGGAGCAGCGAGGAGCCGGCGCUGGAGGCCGGGGCGCUGGCCGCAGCCCGGGAGCGCAGCGACCGCUUCUUGAGCGGCCUGGAGCUGGUGAAGCAGGGCGCCGAGGCGCGCGUCUUCCGCGGCCGCUUCCUGGGCCGCGCGGCCGUGGUCAAGCACCGCUUCCCGAAGGGCUACCGGCACCCGGCGCUGGAGGCGCGGCUCGGCCGCCGGCGCACCGUGCAGGAGGCCCGGGCCCUGCUCCGCUGCCGCCGCGUAGGAAUAUCCGCCCCGGUUGUCUUUUUUGUGGACUACGCUUCGAAUUGCUUAUACAUGGAAGAAAUUGAAGACUCUGUGACGGUUCGAGAUUACAUUGAGUCCACGAUGGAGGCGGAAAACACUCCCCAGAGCCUCUUGGGUUUAGCCCAGACCAUCGGGCAGGUGUUGGCGCGGAUGCACGACGAGGACCUGAUCCACGGCGACCUCACGACCUCCAACAUGCUCCUGACACGCCCCCUGGACCCGCCGCCGCGCAUCGUGCUCAUCGACUUCGGGCUGAGCUUCGUGUCGGCGCUUCCCGAGGACAAGGGGGUCGACCUCUACGUUCUGGAGAAGGCUUUCCUCAGCACCCACCCCAACACCGAGACUCUCUUCGAAGCCUUCCUGAAGAGCUACGCCGCCGCCUCCAAGAAGUCCCAGCCCGUGCUGAAGAAAUUAGACGAAGUGCGCCUGAGAGGACGGAAGAGGUCCAUGGUCGGGUAGGAGAACGGGCGCGGCCGCCACGCACGGGGGACACCGCCAGGCACCGGCCAGUGGCUUCCGGGGAAUGCCCCGCGGAUGAGGAUGGACCGCAAUAAAGGGGUGGCGAUGUGUUCCGAGGUGUCUGCGAUCGUGCUUGGGUGGCACAUUGUCUGCCGUGGCCCUUCUCAGGUCCUCGCCAUGGACAGAGACCUGUUGCGGGCAGGGGUUUAGGAUUACAGCAGAUGCGGGACAGACU
Messenger RNA from Sorex fumeus (smoky shrew), 1097 nucleotides. It is a transcript of the gene TP53RK, whose product is annotated as TP53 regulating kinase. Bases 113 to 862 code for a protein of 249 amino acids. Gene Ontology annotation, cellular component: cytosol; EKC/KEOPS complex; nucleus. The record is from RefSeq and is a predicted model, not a curated record. The transcript has 2 exons. Gene Ontology annotation, molecular function: ATP binding; protein serine/threonine kinase activity. Lineage: Eukaryota; Metazoa; Chordata; Mammalia; Eulipotyphla; Soricidae. Gene Ontology annotation, biological process: protein phosphorylation.